UUUCACACUGAAAGAAACUUAUAAUGGGUUUGGUGGGCUUCUCUUUUGACGCCUAGGGAAGAAUUUUUCCUUUUGAGGUUCCUUUUAAAUUGUUCCUAGGAUCUCAAUUAUAUAAAAUCAUAUACAGGGAAUUUUGCUACUGAUCGUCUAUAUGGGUCAAACUCCUAUUUUUCUUUCAUCAAAAUCCAAUCUUUGACUGGUUUCUCCAUCUGGGUACUGUUCAAUUUGCAGGAUUUUGGCUUCCAGGGAUCUGAUCUUGAUUCUGUGAUAAAUUUUCUAGGUUUGGUGCAAGGAGUUAAUAUAGUUCUAUUCUACUGUAAUUUCUCUGACUGAAGCCAAUUGGAUGCUUGUUGAGUGAAUCAACCUGUUAACGGAGGCAACACCAGCUUAUAGGCGUUCAAGAAUCUCUCUGCGUUUUUCUGCAUAAAUUUCCCAAAUUUAUCAUGUCUUUCCCCUCUGCCACCUCUUAUGGUGAGUCCAGCAUGUAUCGGGGUAAAGUCAAUGCAGACAACUCACGCUUAUCUGCUCCAUUAUUCAACCCAGACAAGCAAAUGUUCAAUUAUACCCCUGAUUCCUAUCGGCAAGAGCUUUAUACUCAACAAUACACCCCCAAUUCCUCAGUGCCUGGAUCAAUCUACAAUCCUCAAGUUUCUUCAGGCCCAUAUCAACUCAUAAGAAAUAUUCGAUCUUCAAUCAUCUCAGAAAGCCCAUAUAACUCCUGUUUUGCUGCAAUCCGAGAAAAUGACUCCCCGUUAGUCUCCAACAUCUCUCAUCAGACAACCCAAUCACUAUCUGAUGACCCAAUAAGUCCUGCUAAUGAGAUGGAGUAUGAUGAAGAUGACAUCAGAUUGAAGCUUCAAGAACUUGAGCAAACGUUACUGGAUGACAACGACGAAGAGGACCAAGAAAUGGGUAUGGAUGAAGACUGGACUGAGCCCAUAAGAGAUCUUCUCCUGUCACACUCGCCUAAAGAAUCAUCUUCAGACUCCAAUCUCAGUAGCAUCAGCAGCAACAACAGGGAGACUCGUACACCGAAGCAGCUUCUCUUUGACUGUGCUGCCACAAUAUCAGAAGGCAACAUGGAAGAAGCUUCUGGAAUCAUUGCUGAGCUUCGGCAGAUAGUCUCAAUCCAAGGGGACCCACCUCAAAGGCUAGCUGCAUACUUAGUUGAGGGCCUUGCAGCUAGAAUGGCCUCCUCAGGCCAAGGUCUAUACAACGCUCUCAAGUGCAAAGAACCCCCUACUUCUGAUCGCCUCUCAGCAAUGCAGAUUCUAUUUGAGGUUUGCCCAUGUUUCAAGUUCGGGUUCAUGGCAGCCAAUAGCGCGAUUACCGAAGCCAUUAAAGACGAAGAGAAGGUUCAUAUCAUAGACUUCGACAUAAACCAAGGAAGCCAGUACUUUAAUUUGAUACAAGAUCUUUCAAGGAGGAAAAAUAAACCGGUAAGACUAAGGAUUACAGGUGUGGAUGAUCCUGAGUCAGUGCAAAGGAAAAUCGGUGGGUUGAAAGUUAUUGGACAACGACUUGCAAAGCUUGCAGAGGAUCUUGGAGUACCAUUUGAUUUUCGAGCUAUAGCUGCGAAAACUGGGGAUGUAACGCCUUCAAUGCUCGAUUGUGGUCGUGGUGAGGCGCUUGUAGUCAAUUUUGCAUUUCAACUUCAUCAUAUGCCAGAUGAGAGUGUUUCAACAGUUAAUCAGAGGGAUUGUCUUCUUCGUAUGGUGAAGAGCCUGGAACCCAAGUUGGUUACGGUUGUGGAGCAGGAUGUGAAUACAAAUACCGCCCCAUUCUUUCCAAGGUUUGUCGAGGUCUACAACUACUAUUCUGCUGUUUUUGAGUCCCUCGAUGCAACGAUGUCAAGGGAAGACCCAGAUAGGAUGAAUGUGGAGAAGCAGUGUCUUGCAAGAGACAUUGUCAAUAUCGUGGCGUGUGAAGGUGCUGAUCGCAUAGAAAGAUAUGAAGCUGCUGGAAAAUGGAGAGCAAGGAUGACUAUGGCUGGAUUUAAGCCGUGCCCUUUAAGCACUUAUGUGAAUGCUGCAAUUAAAUCUCUGUUGAAAUCGUACGGCGACAGAUACAAGGUCAAGGAGGAAGCAGGAGCUCUCUAUUUCGGAUGGGAGGAUAAGAUUCUUGUAGUGGCUUCAACAUGGAAAUAACAACAAUAAUAUCUUGUUUACUCUGUUGUAUAUGAGUGCAAGAUCAUGACAUAGAACUCGAUAAUAUUACAGUACUGUUUUCGGGAAUAAAUGCAGCCUGUAGAGUUUUUGGGACUAAAUAUGGCGUGUGUUCUCCGUCCUGACCGAUAAAUCUCUGUAAAUACAUGAAGUUCUUUUAAAGGUGUGAUCUUUUGUGUUGCUUGUAUUAAUAUGAUGAAGCUUGUAAGACUAUUUUUAUCUGAAUGUGCGUCAUGUGAGCUUGUAAUCAACAUCGUUUGAUGUAUGUUUAUGAAUCGGAGGCGUGUGAUCAAAAAGUUGCUAGAUUCUAUA
Messenger RNA from Asparagus officinalis (garden asparagus), 2477 nucleotides. RefSeq names its product scarecrow-like protein 1. Gene Ontology annotation, molecular function: sequence-specific DNA binding; DNA-binding transcription factor activity. The transcript has 4 exons. Lineage: Eukaryota; Viridiplantae; Streptophyta; Magnoliopsida; Asparagales; Asparagaceae. The record is from RefSeq and is a predicted model, not a curated record. Bases 444 to 2147 code for a protein of 567 amino acids. Gene Ontology annotation, biological process: regulation of DNA-templated transcription. Gene Ontology annotation, cellular component: nucleus.